AUGUUUGGGAUUCAAGAUACUUUAGGAAGAGGACCAGCUCUGAAAGAGAAAUCACUGGGUGCCGAGAUGGAUUCGGUCAGGUCCUGGGUCCGGAAUGUCGGCGUGGUGGACGCCAAUGUCGCGGCGCAGAGCGGAGUGGCCCUGUCCCGGGCCCACUUUGAGAAGCAGCCUCCUUCCAACUUGAGGAAAUCCAACUUCUUUCACUUCGUUCUGGCGCUCUAUGACAGGCAGGGGCAGCCAGUGGAGAUUGAGCGCACAGCCUUCGUUGAUUUUGUGGAGAACGACAAAGAACAAGGCAACGAGAAGACCAACAACGGCACCCACUAUAAGUUACAGCUCCUCUACAGCAAUGGCGUCCGCACCGAGCAGGACCUGUACGUCAGGCUCAUCGACUCGGUCACCAAGCAGCCCAUAGCUUACGAGGGACAAAAUAAGAACCCGGAAAUGUGCCGAGUUCUCUUGACGCACGAAGUGAUGUGCAGUCGAUGUUGCGAGAAGAAAAGUUGUGGGAACCGAAAUGAGACUCCUUCAGACCCCGUCAUCAUCGACAGAUUUUUUCUAAAAUUUUUCCUCAAGUGCAAUCAGAAUUGUUUGAAAACAGCGGGAAACCCGAGGGACAUGAGAAGGUUUCAGGUUGUGUUGUCAACAACGGUGAAUGUGGAUGGACACGUGCUGGCUGUUUCUGACAACAUGUUUGUUCAUAACAACUCUAAGCAUGGCCGGAGAGCAAGAAGGCUGGACCCAUCAGAAGGUAGGGACAGCCCUGACAUUUUCUUUUCUAUCUUCUUAGCUACCCCCUGCAUCAAAGCCAUUAGCCCAAGUGAAGGCUGGACCACGGGAGGAGCCAUGGUCAUCAUCAUUGGAGACAACUUCUUUGAUGGCCUCCAAGUGGUGUUUGGGACCAUGCUUGUAUGGAGUGAGCUAAUAACUCCUCAUGCCAUCAGAGUGCAGACUCCUCCUCGGCACAUCCCUGGAGUAGUGGAAGUGACAUUAUCUUAUAAGUCCAAACAGUUCUGCAAAGGAGCUCCAGGGAGGUUCAUUUACACAGCAUUAAAUGAACCCACCAUAGACUAUGGCUUUCAGAGACUGCAGAAGGUCAUCCCAAGGCAUCCUGGAGACCCAGAGAGAUUAGCUAAGGAGAUGCUAUUGAAAAGAGCUGCAGAUCUAGUGGAGGCCCUCUAUGGCACACCACACAAUAACCAGGACAUCAUUCUGAAGCGAGCCGCAGACAUUGCGGAAGCCCUGUACAGUGUCCCCAGGAAUCCCAGCCAGAUCCCAGCUCUCUCCAGCUCCCCAGCUCACAGUGGCAUGAUGGGCAUCAACUCGUAUGGCAGCCAGCUUGGGGUCAGCAUCUCGGAGUCAACACAGGGAAAUAAUCAAGGCUACAUCCGCAACACAAGCAGCAUCUCUCCACGAGGCUACUCUUCCAGCUCCACCCCUCAGCAGUCUAACUACAGCACCUCCAGUAACAGCAUGAAUGGCUACAGCAACGUCCCCAUGGCCAACCUGGGUGUCCCAGGGUCACCAGGAUUUCUAAACGGCUCCCCCACAGGCUCCCCUUAUGGAAUCAUGUCAUCAAGUCCCACUGUUGGAUCUUCUAGCACUUCCUCCAUCCUCCCAUUUUCCUCUUCAGUUUUUCCUGCUGUCAAACAGAAGAGUGCCUUUGCCCCUGUCAUCAGGCCACAAGGCUCCCCUUCACCUGCCUGCUCCAGUGGCAAUGGAAAUGGAUUCAGAGCCAUGACCGGACUUGUCGUGCCCCCAAUGUAAAGAAGAGGAAGAACUGCUUUCUUAUAGCACAAAACUACUUAUUCUGAUGGACCAAUAAUGAAGAAAGCACUAGGAGCUCUUUGGGGAGAAUUGUGCCCCAGAAUGAACAUGACGGACAGAUUUGGGUAUGCAAGGAGCUGCAUUUUACCUGGUCUCAUGUUUCUCAUCUAGCUCUCACGGUGGCUACACAAACUGACCCUCUUGGGGACAAGGACAAAAGAUGUCAUUGACGUAGUCAGUGCUAAGAGCAGAAAUGCAAUUCUUUGUUAUGAACAUUAUGAGAACCACCUUCCUAUGUUUGUAAAAUAUUUAAGAAAAAA
This is a messenger RNA of Neomonachus schauinslandi (Hawaiian monk seal), 2087 nucleotides long. RefSeq names its product EBF transcription factor 2 (gene EBF2). The transcript has 16 exons. The record is from RefSeq and is a predicted model, not a curated record. Gene Ontology annotation, molecular function: DNA-binding transcription factor activity, RNA polymerase II-specific; RNA polymerase II cis-regulatory region sequence-specific DNA binding. Gene Ontology annotation, biological process: regulation of transcription by RNA polymerase II. Lineage: Eukaryota; Metazoa; Chordata; Mammalia; Carnivora; Phocidae. The coding region runs from base 1 to 1767 and encodes 588 amino acids.